Messenger RNA from Abrus precatorius (Indian licorice), 3538 nucleotides. RefSeq lists its product as uncharacterized. NCBI's taxonomy places the organism in Eukaryota, Viridiplantae, Streptophyta, Magnoliopsida, Fabales, Fabaceae. The record is from RefSeq and is a predicted model, not a curated record. The transcript has 20 exons. The coding region runs from base 379 to 2940 and encodes 853 amino acids.
AGGUAAGCUUCCCGAUACCGACCGGAACAAUUGAUUUCGGAAGAAAAGGGGUAUUUCGGUCAAUUAUGCACUUUUUAUUUGAUGAAUUUAUUUACGGAUCUGCCAUUCUCCCCUUUCUUCAAAUCUCAUCUUCUAGUUAUCUAUCUAAUUCUCCUCUCUCUCUCUCUCACUCUCUGUGCUGAGUUUGAGCCUCACUGAGCGAGUUUCACUCUUGGACCACUCUCUCCUCCAUCGCUCUGUUUCUCUUCCAAUUCAAUCAAAAUCAUAAACCCUACGCUGAUUCUCAUGCUCAAUUAUGUUUGAUUCCUUAGUUCAAUUACUCUCUCAGUCGCCUAGGGCAUAUCUCAAUUUCUCGCAGAUUUAGGUGCUCAAUUUCUCAUGGAUGUUGCCGUCAAGCUGGAAUCGGAAUCCAAAACCGUUUCCAUGGAUCAGCCUCGGAAACUUUCCGUGGUGAAUGGUUACAUUGUUUAUACUCGAGCCAAGAGGUCCCUUGAUUCGUGUAACGGUUUUUCCGACGACGUGGAAUUCAAGUCGAAUGCGGAGGAACUUGCUGUAAGAACGGAGAACGGAGUUGAUUACUGCACGGGACAAGAUAGCGAGUGUAAGGAGCUGAAGAGUGAGUCUUCGGAGGUGGUGGUGAGGAAGUUCAAGAGGUGUAGGCGAUCGGCGUCGAAAGCGAGCGUUGAAAAUGGUGAUAAGAUGGUGACUGAGUCGGAACAAGUUGUUGCGAAUGGUGGAAUCAACGGUGCAUUAGGUACUCCCAGGAAUAAAAUGGAGCUGAAGAUGUCGAAGAAGAUUGUGGUCAAUAGGAAGCCUAUGACUGUUAAGGAGCUCUUCGAUACAGGUUUACUCGAUGGGGUUUCAGUAGUUUACAUGGGCGGCAUUAAGAAGGCUUCGGGAUUACGGGGUGUUAUUAGAGAUGGGGGAAUAUUGUGCUCGUGUUGCCUGUGCAAUGGACGGCGGGUUAUACCACCUUCCCAAUUUGAGAUCCAUGCUUGCAAACAAUAUAGGAGAGCAGCGCAGUAUAUUUGCCUUGAGAAUGGGAAGAGCCUGCUUGAUCUACUGAGAGCAUGCAGGGGAGCUCCCCUGCAUACUUUGGAGGUGACAAUUCAAAAUUUUGUUGGUUCUCCACCUGAAGAAAAAUAUUUUACUUGUAAAAGGUGUAAAGGAUGUUUCCCUUCUUCAUGUGUGGAAAGAGUGGGUCCCAUAUGCCGUUCUUGUGUGGAAUCAAGGAAAUCUGAAGAAAGUUCAAAUAACGCAGUUGGCAAAAGAGUUAGGUCCCCUAGACCAGUGUUGGUCUCCAACCCAUCGAGUACCUCCGAGCUGUCUUUCUCUUCACAAAUUAAGAGACACCGGAAGAAAAGAACAAAGUCACCGAAAAGGGUUAGCAGCUCAAAUUCCCUCAAGAAUGCUUCUGCGCCUGCUCUAUCCCAGAAGAAAAUUUUGUUGAAGAAGAAAAAGAAGUCACUGCCGGUAAAAUUGAAGUCCCCAGAAGUUACUUCAAAUUCAAAAUGUUUAUCUAACAAGAAUCAUUGGAAGAUAACUAAGAAGGAUCAGCGGUUGCAUAAGUUAGUUUUUGAGGAAGAUGGAUUGCCUGAUGGAACUGAAGUAGCAUAUUAUGCACGUGGGCAGAAGUUGCUUGAAGGUUUCAAAAUGGGCUCUGGAAUUGUUUGUCGAUGCUGCAACACUGAGAUCAGCCCCUCACAGUUUGAGGUCCAUGCAGGCUGGGCUUCUCGCAAGAAACCUUAUGCGUAUAUUUACACAUCAAACGGGGUGUCUCUCCAUGAGUUAGCAAUAUCUCUCUCAAAGGAUCGAAAAUACUCUGCGAAGGACAAUGAUGAUCUAUGCAUUGUUUGUUGGGAUGGUGGAAAUCUGUUGCUUUGUGAUGGAUGCCCUAGAGCAUUUCAUAAAGAAUGUGCAGCUCUAUCUAGUAUUCCGCGUGGUGACUGGUAUUGUCAAUUUUGCCAAAACAUGUUUCAGAGAGAAAAGUUUGUGGCACACAACGCCAAUGCUGUUGCAGCUGGAAGGGUUGAAGGAGUUGAUCCAAUUGAACAGAUUACCAAUAGAUGCAUUCGCAUAGUCAAGGACAUUGAAGCUGAGCUUAGUGGGUGUGCUUUAUGCAGGGGUGUUGAUUUCAGCAGAUCUGGCUUUGGUCCACGCACAAUAAUACUCUGUGACCAGUGUGAAAAGGAAUAUCAUGUUGGCUGUUUGAGGGAUCACAAGAUGGCAUAUUUAAAGGAAUUGCCAGAAGGAAAUUGGCUUUGUUGCAACGAUUGCGCAAGAAUACAUUCUACUUUGGAGAACCUGUUGGUUAGAGGGGCUGAGAGACUCCCUGAAUCUCUCUUGGAUGUUCUAAAGAAGAAGCAAGAGGAAAAAGGAUUAGAACCCAUAAAUGAUGUAAGAUGGAGGCUUCUUAGUGGCAAGAUUGCUUCUCCUGAAACUAGAACAUUGCUUUUGGAGGCUGUGUCAAUUUUUCAUGAAUGCUUUAAUCCUAUAGUUGAUGCAGCUAGUGGACGUGACCUUAUUCCAGCCAUGGUUUAUGGAAGGAAUGUGCGAGGUCAGGAGUUUGGAGGAAUGUAUUGUGCAUUACUAAUAGUCAAUUCAUCUGUGGUAUCUGCGGGCAUGCUUCGAAUUUUUGGCACAGAUAUUGCUGAACUCCCUUUAGUUGCAACAAGUAACAGGAACCAUGGAAAAGGUUACUUCCAAACACUAUUCUCCUGCAUCGAGAGGCUACUGGCUUUCUUGAAUGUGAAGAACCUUGUGCUGCCAGCUGCAGAAGAAGCAGAAUCCAUAUGGACGGAUAAGUUUGGGUUUAGCAAGAUGCAACCCGAUCAGCUUACCAACUACCGAAAGAACUGCAAUCAGAUGGUCACAUUCAAAGGGACAAAUAUGCUACAUAAAAUGGUACCUCCAUGUCGGAUCAUCAAUAAUCAAUUAUGACCAUUGUUUUUUAGAAAAUUCAAUCGUGAAAGGGGAAAACUCCUAGCUUUCUCGCAUCCCUUUUUCCUUUCUGCUGGUUUUGUAUAUGUAUUAACUUUUGGCUAUUUAAAGCCAUUCUUGUACCGUUCUUGCCAAUUGUUUAAACAUUUAUAACGUCACAUGUUCUCUUUUAAUAUUUUAGUUUAUGUUAAGAAUACACAAGUUCUUGAUCUUCACCUAGUGCUUUGAAAUAUAAAAUAUCUAUCACUAUUUAGCGUCGGUAGUUGUUGCCGCCCACCACAUAAAGAUGAGUAAUCGGGAUACAAGAUGUAACAUUGUGACUUAUAGACUAUAGUUUUAUAUGCUGUGCGGCCGUUGUGUUUAUGUUUAAGAAUUAUGGUUUUCUUUGGUACAUUCUCUCUGUAUUUUUUUAAUUUUCGGUACAUCUUAGAAUUUUGAUACGGCAUAUUAAUAUUGAAUUAUUUUAGUGUAUAGAGCUUGAAAGUGGUAGAAAUCCUAGUAGUCUUCUUGAGGGUUGGUAGGUGAAAGAAAUGCCUCAUUUUAGCGCAAGCAACUUCGGUUCUGAAUUCAUGAAAUCUAUUGCAAUCUUUUUUCCUGC